AUGGCUGAGGUAGAACCAUUCUUAGCAGAUGGCAAUCAGGAAUUAUUUCCCUGUGAAGUUGGAAGACGCUUUGCAGCAGAUGUUCUGGAAAGGCAUGGACCAAUACGUAGAAAACUGUUCAACAAAAAACGUAAACCUUUCAAUUCCUUAAGAUUACAGGGCACUGACAUUCCCACCGUGUGGAAGGCUCCUCAAUCCAAGCCUCAACCCAUGAGAAAAUCUAACUGGAGACAACAACAUGAAGACUUCAUUACUGCGAUUUGAUCAGCAAAGCAGUGUACACUAGCCAUUAAAGAAGGCCGGCCUCUCCCACCUCCACCCCCUCCGUCCAUCAACCUAGAUUAUAUUCGGUGUCCAUAUUGUAUGAGGAGAUUUAAUGAAACCGCAGCCAAUCAACACAUUAAUUUCUGCCGGGUCUUUUAUCCAGCCCAGACGGCAGCCAAAUUGGCAACCAGGGCACAGGGUAGGGUUCAGAUGAGUCCAAAAAAAGGAACGACUGUAACCAGUGCCAUGGGAGCUCUGCUGCAGAACAGGGCCCUGGAGGCCAGUGUGGUCCCAAGCAGGCCAGGAUUAGCAGUGGACCCUGCUUCUGGAGCAAAACUCAGACAAGGAUUUACUAAAUCUUCUAAAAAAAGAUUAACUCCUAGAGGCCAGACUGGCUCCCUAAAAGUCCUCAGCCUGGAUGGCUGUGUUCCCAGGAAAGCCACCUAA
Molecule: messenger RNA, 711 nt
Organism: Lipotes vexillifer (Yangtze River dolphin)
Lineage: Eukaryota; Metazoa; Chordata; Mammalia; Artiodactyla; Lipotidae
Gene: ZC2HC1B
Product: zinc finger C2HC-type containing 1B
Source: RefSeq, a predicted model, not a curated record